GACAACAAAGCGUGAUCAACUUGCUUUGAAAGUGUAGUGAGAAUUCGGGCGUUCCUGGUUUCUUGUCGCUUUGCUUCAUCAUGGGAUGUGGCAGUUCUACUGCAGCAGUGCCACCUUCUUCUGAGCCUAAUUCCACUUCUGCUAAAACUGAGUCAAAACCAAAUGAUGAGAAUGGCAGUGCGGCUGAGAAACAAAUAGAGAAACCAACCCCAACCCGCGCUGCUCCUGAUAACUAUCCGGACCUCUCCUCUCACAACAACUGGAUGGCAAAAUGUCUCACCCCUGAAAUAUAUGCUAAGCUUUCUACCCUGAAGACACCAAAUGGUUUCACUUUGGAUCGUGCUAUUCAAACAGGAGUUGAUAAUCCUGGUCAUCCAUUCAUCAUGACAGUUGGAAUGGUUGCUGGUGAUGAGGAGUCCUAUGAUGUUUUUGCUGAUCUUUUUGAUCCUGUCAUAGAGAAGAGGCACAAUGGAUACAAGAAGACAGACAAGCAUAUAACUGAUCUUGACGCUUCUAAGCUUGAAGGAGGUGAUGAUCUUGAUCCUAAUUAUGUCCUCUCUUCUAGAGUUCGUACUGGCCGUAGCAUAAAGGGUUUGUGUCUGCCACCAUUCAAUUCAAGAGCUGAAAGGAGAGAAGUUGAAAAGAUAGUCACUGCAGCUCUCAAUUCUUUAGAUGGAGAGUUCAAGGGAAAGUACUACCCACUGAGCAACAUGACAGAAGAAGAGCAACAGCAGCUCAUUGAUGAUCACUUUCUAUUUGACAAGCCUGUUUCUCCUCUUCUCCUUGCUUCACGUAUGGCUCGUGAUUGGCCUGAUGCACGUGGCAUAUGGCAUAAUGAAGAGAAGAAUUUCUUAGUCUGGAUCAAUGAAGAGGAUCACACUCGUGUUAUCUCAAUGGAGAAGGGAGGCAACAUGAAAAGGGUAUUCACAAGGUUUUGCGAAGGUCUUAACAAAGUGGAAAGUUGUAUCAAGGAGGCCAAUCAUUCCUUCAUGUGGAAUGAACACCUUGGAUAUAUCUUAACCUGCCCUUCUAACCUAGGUACAGGUCUAAGAGCUGGAGUUCAUGUAAAGCUUCCACUGCUGAGCCAAAAGCCUUACUUCCAGCUAAUCAUUAAAGAGUUUUCAUUGCAGACAAGAGGAGUUGGUGGAGUGGACACUGCAUCUGUUGGGGGAGUUUAUGACAUCUCUAAUUCUGACCGUCUUGGGUUCUCAGAGGUUGAACUGGUUCAAAAGGUAGUAGCUGGUGUUAAGUGUCUUGUUUCGUUAGAGAAAGGUCUAGAAAAUAACGAAGAUAUCACUGGAUUAUUUCCACCAGGCCUCCAAAAUUCUCUUAAAAAUUAUCCAGACCUAUCUUCCCACAACAACUGGAUGGCAAAAUGUCUCACGCAAGACAUUUACCUCAAGCUUUGUACCCUAAAGACACCAAAUGGUUUCACUUUGGAUCGUGCCAUUCAAACAGGAGUUGAUAAUCCUGGCCAUCCAUUCAUCAUGACAGUUGGAAUGGUUGCUGGUGAUGAAGAGUCCUAUGACGUUUUUGCUGAUCUUUUUGAUCCUGUCAUAGAGCAGAGGCACAAUGGAUACAAGAAGACAGACAAGCAUAAGACAGAUCUUGAUGCUUCUAAGCUUGAAGGAGGUGAUGAUCUUGAUCCUAAUUAUGUCCUCUCUUCUAGAGUUCGUACUGGCCGUAGCAUAAAGGGUUUGUGUCUGCCACCAUUUAAUUCAAGAGCUGAGAGGAGAGAAGUUGAAAAGAUAGUCACUGCAGCUCUCAAUUCUCUUGAUGGAGAGUUUAAGGGAAAGUACUACCCACUGAGCAACAUGACAGAAGAAGAGCAACAGCAGCUCAUUGAUGAUCACUUUCUGUUUGACAAGCCUGUCUCUCCUCUUCUCCUUGCUUCACGUAUGGCUCGUGAUUGGCCUGAUGCACGUGGCAUAUGGCAUAAUGAAGAGAAGAAUUUCUUAGUCUGGAUCAAUGAAGAGGAUCACACUCGUGUUAUCUCAAUGGAGAAAGGAGGCAACAUGAAAAGGGUAUUCACAAGGUUUUGCGAGGGUCUUAACAAAGUGGAAAGUUGCAUUAAGGAAGCCAAUCAUUCCUUCAUGUGGAAUGAACACCUUGGCUAUGUUUUGACCUGUCCUUCCAACCUAGGUACAGGCCUAAGAGCUGGAGUUCAUGUAAAGCUUCCAAAGCUUAGUACUGAUAGCCGGUUUGCUGAUAUUUUGAAAAGUUUGCGCCUACAGAAGAGGGGAACUGGAGGAGUUGACACUGACUCAGUUGGUGGCAUAUUUGAUAUCUCUAACACUGACCGACUUGGCUCGUCCGAGGUAGAGUUAGUCCAGAAGGUUGUGGAUGGAGUCAAGCUCCUUGUGGAAAUGGAAAAGGCUCUGGAGGAAGGAAAAGAUAUCGAUGACUUGAUACCAAAAAACUAACUUAAACUUUUUAAUACAUGUACAUCCACUAUAUUAGGACUAGUUUCCACUUCCCAAUACUAUAGCCCUCAUUAUUAUUUAAA
This is a messenger RNA of Amphimedon queenslandica, 2506 nucleotides long. RefSeq names its product creatine kinase, flagellar-like. Gene Ontology annotation, molecular function: creatine kinase activity. The transcript is spliced from 3 exons. Gene Ontology annotation, biological process: phosphocreatine biosynthetic process. Lineage: Eukaryota; Metazoa; Porifera; Demospongiae; Haplosclerida; Niphatidae. The record is from RefSeq and is a predicted model, not a curated record. The coding region runs from base 81 to 2423 and encodes 780 amino acids.